AUGGCGGCACAAGAUCAAGGCACGCCCAACGUGGCAUUCCAGAGCGAAGCCAAAUACCCCCACCAGACUACUGACUUCCGCGGGCCAGGUGUAUCAGCAGAGAACCCAGCGGGUGCCUUCCCACGAGAUCUUCGACAGCCUGAUCCGGAUCCGAUCGAAGCCCAUCGACCAAAGAGCACCAUCUUCGGCGCCAUCGAGAAUCCAUACGCCCUCCAAGAAGCACUCACCAAGCUCGAAUCCGGUCUGGACGAAGUCAUCAGCCUCUUCCAGGCCGAAAAGAACACUCUCGCCCGCGAGGGAGGCUUCACAAAGGGUAAAGAGGGAAUCGAGCUCUUCGAAUCGUGGAAGCAACAGCUGGAACGCAUCAAACGAGGCGAAGAAUGA
This is a messenger RNA of Pseudozyma hubeiensis SY62, 384 nucleotides long. RefSeq lists its product as hypothetical. Lineage: Eukaryota; Fungi; Basidiomycota; Ustilaginomycetes; Ustilaginales; Ustilaginaceae. The record is from RefSeq and is a predicted model, not a curated record. The transcript is spliced from 3 exons. The coding region runs from base 1 to 384 and encodes 127 amino acids.